AUGGAGCCCGGAUGCCCGCACGGAGGAGUUCAGGGUGGGGCAGUUAAUAAGAUCAGGUAGGAUGAAAUGCCCCCUUCCCAGGUCCCCACCCUCCUGCCCCAGACUGGGGCUCGCGUGGCUGGGAGCCGGGCGUCGGCUGAUGUCUCCCUUUGUUUUGCAGCGAGGAGAAGGCUCAGCCUGGGAGCCGCCGCAUCCCGGGAGGGCCUGGAGCCGAGACAACGGCCUCUCGCCUCACAGGUAAGGGGACCGGGAUUUCAUUGCUUUGCCGCUCUAUGCUUUGCCACUCGCGAUUUGUGGGUUUGGGGGGGCGCGGGCAGGGGGGGUGUCGGAAUGUCACCCCCCCUUCAGAAUGGCACCUGGGGCAGCCCACCCCCCUGCCCCCCAUCGGUACGCCCCUCGCCAGAAACAGGAUUCGAGCCCAAGAGCCCUCUGCUCACCUGGGACUUCCUGCAACGGCUUCUUGAAGCCCCGUCCCUGGUCGUUUGGUCUGUGACAGACCAUUCACACAUUCAGGGAUUCCUUCUUUCUUGCAGGGUAUGACAUCUGCACCGCUGUGGCUGCUGCUGAAACCCCCUCCCCACAAAUAAGGUAAGAGGAAGGGAGAAUUUGCAUGGAGCAGGGAGAAUACCCUGCUCCAGACUUCCAGACCAACUCUCAUACUUAAAACCAAGGUGUUCCUACAAGAGCCAGUAUCAAAAUAGCAUGGAAGCAGUACAGAAAUGGAUAAGGCGGAGCUAUAGCUGAUAAGGAAUGCAGUGUCACCAUCUGCAGUGAUCAUGGAGCCCAAGAAAGUAAAAUCUCUCCCUGCCUCCAUUUCUUCCCCUUCUAUUUGCCAGGAGGUGAUGGGCCCAGUGGCCAUGAUCUUCGUUUUUUGAUGUUGAGCUUCAGACCAUAUUUUGUGCUCUCCUCUUUCACCCUCAAUAAAAGGCUCUUUAAUUCCUCCUCACUUUCUGCCAUCAAGGUUGUGUCAUCUGCAUAUCUGAGGUUGUUGAUAUUUCUUCCGGCAAUCUUAAUUCCGGCUAGGGAUUCAUCCAGCCCAGCCUUUCGCAUGAUGAAUUCUGCAUAUAAGUUAAAUAAGCAGGGAGGCAAUAUACAGCCUUGUCGUACUCCUUUCCCAAUUUUUGAACCCAUCAGUUGUUCCAUAUCCAGUUCUAACUGUAGCUUCUUGUCCCGCAUAGAGAUUUCUCAGGAGACAGAUGAGGUGAUCAGGCACUCCCAUUUCUUUAAGAACUUGCCAUAGUUUGCUGUGGUCCUCACAGUCAAAGGCUUUUGCAUAGUCAAUGAAGCAGAAGUAGACGUCUUUCUGGAACUCUCUAGCUUUCUCCAUAAUCCAGCACAUGUUUGCAAUUUAGUCUCUGGUUCCUCUGCCCCUUCGAAAUUAUGUAUGCAUACAAUAUAUAUAUUGCUGUAAAUUGCUUGGAUACCUUUGGGUCACAAGUGACUGGUAAAUUUAAUCAAUGAUUAUGGUGCUGAUAAUGAUCAGUCCACAUGGGAUUUUCGACAGAGCGGAACGAAGAUGAGUGACAGAAUCAUAGAGUUGGAAGAGACCCCGUGGGGUCAUCCAGCCCAACCCCCUGCAAUGCAGGAAUCUUUUGCCCACUGUGAGGCUGGAACCCACGACUCUGAGAUUAAGACUCUCAUGUUCUACUGAUUCAGCUUGUUGUUGUUGUUUAGUCGUUUAGUCAUGUCCGACUCUUCGUGACCCCAUGGACCAGAGCAAGCCAGGCACUCCUGUCUUCCACUGCCUCCCACAGUUUGGUCAAACUCAUGCUGGUAGCUUUGAGAACGCUGUCCCACCAUCUCGUCCUCUGUCGUCCCCUUCUCCUUGCGCCCUCCAUCUUUCCCAACAUCAGGGUCUUUUCCAGGGAGUCUUCUCUUCUCAUGAGGUGGCCAAAGUACCGGAGCCUCAGCUUCAGGAUCUGUCCUUCCAGUGAGCACUCAGGGCUGAUUUCCUUCAGAAUGGAGAGGUCUGAUCUUCUUGCAGUCCAUGAGACUCUCAAGAGUCUCCUCCAGCACCAGAAUUCUAAAGCAUCCAUUCUUCCGCGAUCUGCCUUCUUUACGGUCCAGCUCUCACUUCCAUACAUCACUACUGGGAAAACCAUAGCUUUAACUAUACGGACCUUUGUCGGCAAGGUGAUGUCUCUACUUUUUAAGAUGCUGUCUAGGUUUGUCAUUGCUUUUCUCCCAAGAAGCAGGCGUCUUUUAAUUUUGUGGCUGCUCUCACCAUCUGCAGUGAUCAUGGAGCCCAAGAAAGUAAAAUCUCUCCCUGCCUCCAUUUCUUCCCCUUCUAUUUGCCAGGAAGUGAUGGGACCAGUGGCCAUGUUCAGCUUAUCCUCCCCCAAAGUGGGCUGUGUGGCGUUGCUUUAUCCAUUAGAUUCACAUCCUGCAUUUCUCAGGAGGCAGAUGAGGUGAUCAGGCACUCCCAUUUCUUUAAGAACUUGCAUGCAGCAAAAAAAGCAAAAUCUGCAAGGCUUGCUCGGCUGCCUUGCCGGCUGAAUGAAUGACGUCACCGCCUGCCCGGGGAUGCGGGGGAGGCGCCGGAGCCCGGGACUGUGACGUCACCUCCGCGCUUUAGCCAAUGGGGAGAGCCGCUGCGGCCAGUGUCGGAAUGCGGGCGGACGCGGCGCCUUGUCUCUCGCUGUCUCUCUCGGGGACGCGCCUUCCUCCCCUCCCGGGCGCGCUCUCGCCCUCCUAAGGUGGGCGAUGGGGUGUGGGGGGGUUGGGGGGAGGCUGCGCUCUUUCGCAGGAGGAUAUUUUGCUUUUUGAUGCUAUUAAAUGCGGGUUUGGAAGUGGAAAUCGCGAAAGAGGUGCUUUUGUUUGGUGGGGGCCCUAGAUUUAGCGAAAAGGGGGCGGGGGGCAGAUAUGUGGGGCUCUGAGACGCGAGGGGUUUGAGGCUGGGGGGAUGGAGGGGUUGCUCGUGGGAAAAGGCUUUGUUAGGGAGGCAGGGAAGGGGGAGGGGAAGGAGGGGGGGAGUUUCCAGAAAUAUAGGGUUGGGGUUCCCCCCCCUCCUUAGAGGUGGGUGGGGAGGAAAUGUGGGGCUGGACUAGAUGACCCUGGCGGGUCCCUUCCAGCUCUGCACUUCUGUGGUUCUAAGAAACGGCUGCCGGGAGGGUGGUGGUGGUUUGAGCCAGGAGGGAAGGGGUUAAGUUGUGGGGGUGCUUUUGACCGUUAAGUCGUGGGGGGGGCACUUGAUGGGAGGGAAGGGGUUACAUUUUGAGGUUGGGCUGCUUUUGAUGGGAGGGGAGGGGUUAAGUCGUGGGGGGUGCUGCUUUUGAUGUUGUGGGGCUGCUUUUGAUGGGAGGGAAGGGGUUAAGUCGUGAUGCUUUUGAUGGGAGGGAAGGGGUUAAGUCGUGAUGCUUUUGAUGGGAGGGAAGGGAUUAAGUCGUGAUGCUUUUGACGGGAGGGAAGGGGUUAAGUCGUGGGGCUGCUUUUGAUGGGAGGGAAGGGGUUAAGUCGUGGGGCUGCUUUUGAUGGGAGGGAAGGGGUUAAGUCGUGGGGCUGCUUUUGAUGGGAGGGAAGGGGUUAAGUCUUGAUGCUUUUGAUGGGAGGGAAGGGGUUAAGUCGUGGGGCUGCUUUUGAUGGGAGGGAAGGGGUUAAGUCGUGGGGCUGCUUUUGAUGGGAAGGAAGUGGGUUAAGUUGUGGGGCUGCUUUUGAUAUGGGGUUAAGUCGCAGGGCCGCCACUUUUGGAAAGAUAGGGUGCAGAGGGGUCUGUGGGUCUGGGAGGCAACUGCUGUGUGUGUGAAUGGGGCUGGGAUUCUUUUGGGGGGUGGAGGAAGGUUUUUGGGGGUGGAGGCUGCAGUUAAUGGCUGGGAUCUCUAGGGAUGGGGGAGCAGCAGGCGAGAAAGGAGUCUCCGAAGGAAGCCGCUUUGAGUUCCUGUCACGGGAAAAGGCAGGGAAUAAUAAUAAUAAUAAUAAUGUGUGGUUUUACAGUGGUUGUUCCUUUAAUAAUAAUAAUAAUAAUAAUUUAUUAUUUAUACCCCGCCCAUCUGACUGGGUUUCCCCGGCCACUUUGGGCGGCUUCCAACCAAAUAUUAAAAACAAGACAGCGUCAGACAUUAAAAACUUCCCUGGGCGGCUUUGAGCAGAAUAUUAAAACACAACGAUUCAACAAAUAUUAAAAGCUUCCCUAAAGAGGGCUGCCUUCAGUUGUCUUUUAAAAGUAAAAUAGUUGUUUAUUUCCUUGACAUCUGAUGGGAGGGCGUUCCACAGGGAGGGUGCCACCACCGAGAAGGCCCUCUGCCCGGUUCCCUGUAACCUCACUUCUCGCAGCGAGGGAACCGCCAGAAGGCCCUCGGAGCUGGACCUCAGUGUCCAGGCUGGACGAUGGAGGUGGAGACGCUCCUUCAGGUCUACUGGGCCAUUUAGGGCUUUCAAGGUCAGCACCAAGACUUUGAAUUGUGCUCGGAAACGUCCUGGGAGCUGAUGAAGAUCUUAUGUGGUCUCGGCGGUCACUCCCAGUCACUUUCCUUUCCUCCGUUGCUGGAACAUUUGACUGAUCUUGAUCCUUCCUCUUCCUUUAGCAUUGAUCCAGCGCCGGGCAGUCUGGAAAUUUGGUGA
Podarcis lilfordi (Lilford's wall lizard) is the source of this 4557-nucleotide messenger RNA. The record is from the annotation of a GenBank genome assembly. Lineage: Eukaryota; Metazoa; Chordata; Lepidosauria; Squamata; Lacertidae.